GCUCUGGCAACAAGUCUGAACAACUGAAAAGCAAUGGUGCAGAGUCGCUACACUGGAGUAAACUUGGGAAAGACCAAACAGUACGCAUCAGGAUCUCAGAAGAAUACAAGAAUACAAGCUAGUUUUUGCUUUCUAGCUUUUUUUUUGUGCUGAAAUCUUCAGGACAUCCCAAGGCAUUGGAUUCACGAAGCUACGGAGAAUAAUAAUAAAAAUAAAAAAUAAUGGAAUCCAAAGACAAUGAAACUUGUAUAGAUGAAAAUGAGGAUCUUUACACAUUCUACUUCUCUGUGAUGAUGAUUGAGUUCAUCUUUGCACUUCCUCUGAACCUCACUGUGCUCUACGUCUUCAUUUUUAAACUCAAAUUCUGGAAAGCUAAAAACCACAGCAUUUUUCAGUUCAAUCUUGUUCUGGCAGAAAUACUGCUGCUUAUUUGCUUGCCAGUCAGGGCAUACUACUUUCAGCUUGGAGAGAGACGGAGUAUAUUAGUCCGUUUUAUGCUUUUUUUGAACCGCGGAGCCAGCAUUGCCUUCCUGACUAUUAUUUCCAUUGACCGGUACAUCAGGGUGGUCCAUCCCAGGAUGAAUAACCCACUCAAGAUUCAGAAACAAUCGAUUCUCAUUUGUAUUCUGGUCUGGAUUUUGCUUUUGCCUCUGACUGUCCCAGCCACGCUAACCUCCUUCGAGUACUGUACUCCUAAAACGACAGCAGACCAAGUCAUUAUUAAAGACAGCGCCUUCACUGAUACCAUCAGAGAGGUUGUGUUUUUCACACCGGUUCUCAUCGCGUCCAUCAUCCUGGUCUACUGUACCAUAAAGAUCACAAAACGGCUGAAGGAGAAAACAGUCGGCGACACGACCAAGCUGAGAAAAGCGGUGGUCCUGGUCACUCUGGUCGUCUUGGUGUUUUCUCUCUGCUUUUGGCCUUCUGCUAUUUCAAGGCUGGUGUUGUUGAUCGUCAGAGUAACGGAGUCUCUGUUAUUAGAAAAAACUGCGGUUGAGGUCUACGAUGGUCUCAUGUGCAUAUCGUAUCUGGAUUGCCUGCUGGAUCCGCUCAUUUACUGUCUGAGCAAUACGAAGUUUAAACAAGUGUAUAUAUCCACGUAUCUGCCUUGUCUGAUGAAAGGACAAAGUGCAGGUCAACUCAGAACAUGUGAAAGUGGGGAAUAAUCAAUUGAAAAUCAAGAGUUGUUUACAAAUCAACAUGUGUUAGAGUUGGGUUUAAUUUAUUUGAGGUGUUGAUUGCUUUUAAGUCACAAUCACACCAUGAUUGUAACAGCUUUGCUACUCAAAGGAUUUGUAUCUGUGAAGUGUGUGACCAGAAAGGACAACAUGCAAAACAUCACUGAAAUCAUCAUGUGCACAAAUACUCAAAUGACGUACACUACCGUUCAAAAGUUUGGGGUCACUUUGAAAUUUCCUUAUUUUUGAAAGAAAAGCACUGUUCUUUUCAAUGAAGAUCACUUUAAACUAAUCAGAAAUACACUCUAUACAUUGCUAAUGUGGUAAAUGACUAUUCUAGCUGCAAAUGUCUGGUUUUUGGUGCAAUAUCUCCAUAGGUGUAUAGAGGCCCAUUUCCAGCAACUCUCACUCCAGUGUUCUAAUGGUACAAUGUGUUUG
Messenger RNA from Neoarius graeffei (lesser salmon catfish), 1616 nucleotides. RefSeq names its product G protein-coupled receptor 31 (gene gpr31). NCBI's taxonomy places the organism in Eukaryota, Metazoa, Chordata, Actinopteri, Siluriformes, Ariidae. Gene Ontology annotation, molecular function: G protein-coupled receptor activity. Bases 222 to 1166 code for a protein of 314 amino acids. The record is from RefSeq and is a predicted model, not a curated record. The transcript has a single exon. Gene Ontology annotation, biological process: G protein-coupled receptor signaling pathway. Gene Ontology annotation, cellular component: membrane.